UCUCUCUCCAUUUUUCACCCUUCAAUGCACUCUGUAAUAACAGAAUGCAGAGCCAGCAUAAAAAUAUAACCUAAUUUUAUUUCAUAAAAUAAAGAUGAUGUGAAGAAUCUUAACACCUUCUCUCUCCGUCACCCCCAACAAUGGACUUUGUGUGAGAGAGAGCCCCAAAGCUUCCCCGUCUUUGUUUUUUUAUUUUUUAUUUUUUAUGAUUGAUGGCAGCUACGAGUCUAGCCCCAGAGCCACCACCAGCAAUCGCAGAGGUGUUUCCAUGGCUGAAAACCCUACCUCUGGCGCCGGAGUACCAUCCGACUCCCGCCGAGUUUCGAGAUCCGAUUGCCUACAUUUUCAAAAUCGAGAAGGAGGCCUCCAAGUACGGCAUCUGCAAAAUUGUGCCCCCUGUUUCCCCUGCCCCAAAGAAGACUGCAAUCGCUAACUUCAACCGCUCGCUAGCUGCACGAGCGGCUGCGUCCUCUUCUGGCGAGAAAUCCGCACCCACAUUCACCACCCGCCAGCAGCAGAUCGGGUUCUGCCCUCGAAAGUCUCGUCCGGUGCAGAAACCCGUGUGGCAGAGUGGGGAGAACUACACCUUCCAGCAAUUUGAGACCAAGGCGAAGAGUUUUGAGAAGAAUUAUCUGAAGAAAUGCCUGAAGAAGGGCUCCCUCUCGCCUCUGGAAAUCGAGACACUCUAUUGGAAGGCGACUGUGGACAAGCCUUUCUCAGUGGAGUACGCCAAUGACAUGCCGGGCUCUGCUUUCACGCCCAUGAAGAGUGAUGGCGGGAGAGAGCCAGGGGAAGGGGUAACGCUUGGUGAGACGGCGUGGAAUAUGAGAGGGGUGUCGAGGGCAACGGGAUCGUUGUUGAGGUUCAUGAAGGAGGAGAUUCCUGGUGUUACUUCGCCUAUGGUUUAUGUAGCAAUGUUGUUCAGCUGGUUUGCUUGGCAUGUGGAGGAUCACGACUUGCAUAGCUUGAAUUACUUACAUAUGGGAGCCGGGAAGACCUGGUAUGGUGUUCCUAGGGAAGCAGCUGUGGCAUUCGAGGAGGUAGUGAGGGUUCAUGGCUAUGGAGGAGAGAUCAAUCCUCUUGUUACUUUUGCUAUUCUUGGUGAGAAGACCACAGUUAUGUCUCCUGAAGUAUUUUUAGGUGCAGGGGUACCAUGCUGCAGGUUAGUGCAGAAUGCUGGGGAGUUUGUUGUUACUUUCCCAAGAGCCUAUCAUACAGGGUUCAGUCAUGGUUUUAAUUGUGGGGAAGCAGCAAAUAUUUCCACUCCUGAAUGGUUGAGAGUAGCUAAGGAAGCUGCUAUUCGUAGAGCUUCAAUCAAUUAUCCUCCAAUGGUGUCUCAUUUCCAGUUACUUUAUGACCUUGCUCUAACUCUAAGUUCGAGAAUCCCAACAAACAUUAAUUCUAAACCACGCAGUUCUCGACUGAAAGAUAAGAAAAGAGGUGAAGGUGAAACUCUUGUUAAGAGGCUAUUUGUGCAGAAUGUAAUGGAGAAAAAUGAUCUACUGUAUCUUCUUGGGAAAGGUUCUUCUGUCGUACUUCUUCCCCAAAGUUCUUCAGAUAUUUCUGUCUGUUCAAAUUUACGUGUUGGAUCCCAAUUAAGAGCGACUCCAGGGAUGUCCUUUGAUCUGUGCCGGACAACAAAACGAAUGAAAUCCUCAAAAAGUUCAGUUUCUGAUGAUAUGAUGUUAGACAGGGGCCAUGGAAUCUUGCAAGUUAAGGGCUUCUUAUCAGUGAAAGAGAAGUUUGCUUUUUUAUGUGAAAGGAAUACGAUUUCCUCAUUAAAGGAAGAUGAUAGUAUGUGCACUGUGAAUGCUGAGACCAAAAGAGGAAGUUCUUCACACAGUGAUAAAUUGUCUGAUCAGAGACUGUUUUCAUGUGUUACAUGUGGAAUUUUGAGCUUUGACUGUGUUGCUAUUGUUAAACCACAUGAAGCGGCGACCAGAUACCUCAUGUCAGCUGACUGCAGCCUUUUUAAUGAUUGGAUUGCUGGUUCUGGAGUAUCUGGAUGGAAGGAAAAGAGCAACCCAGAUGGUUUGUAUGAUGUUCCUGUUCAAUCUGCCAAUUAUGAGAGUCAGAUGGCAAAUCAUGGUAGUGAAGAAGUUUUGGAUACUGAAGCAGGAAAAGAUAGCACAGCUCUUGACCUAUUAGCUUCAACCUAUGGAAAUUCAUCUGAUUCUGAAGAAGAUAAGUCUGAACCAGAUGUUCAUCAUUAUGCUGAUGAAACUAACAUCACAAACUCUCGAUUGGAGAAAGCCCAGGUGCAAGAUUUCCAUAGUGAGGCAGCUGGGGGUUACCGACAAUCGCCAUCAGAACGUGAUUGUGGGGAACAAGUUCAUCUCCACACGGAACAUGUACUUAAUGUGACUAAUUUGAAGGAGAGAAAUCAGCAAGUUUCUGACUUAUCUGCUGUCUAUGGAACUGAGAAAUUUGCUUCCUUGAAGUCGAACAAUUUGGAGGGUAGAUUGACAGUAUCACAUGCAACUUAUAAUUGUUCCCCAGUUGUCUGUGAUCCUGAGAAAAAUAAUUUUAGCCACGCCAUUGUACCCAAAGAGAAUACAGCAUCAUUUCCCUUGCAGUCUGAUGAAGAUUCUUCUCGAAUGCAUGUCUUUUGUCUUGAGCAUGCGGUUGAAGUAGAACAGCAACUUUGUGCUAUAGGAGGAGUGCAUAUUAUGCUUCUAUGCCAUCCAGACUAUCCGAAGAUAGAGGCUGAAGCAAGGUCAGCAGCACAAGAACUGGGGAUGGAUCAUACCUGGUAUGAUAUCACUUUUAGAAAUGCCACCAGAGAGGAUGAAGAGAAAAUUCAAUCAGCUUUAGAUAGUGAGGAAACCUUACCUGGGAAUGGCGACUGGGCAGUAAAGUUGGGCAUUAAUCUCUUCUACAGUGUGAACCUCAGCCGUUCCCCUCUAUACAGUAAGCAGAUGCCAUACAAUUCUGUUAUUUAUAAUGCAUUUGGCCGUGCUUCUUCACUUAGCACUCCCCCAGACAUUUUCAAUGUGAGGAGGCCUAGCAAACAGAAAAAAGUGGUGGCUGGGAAAUGGUGCGGAAAAGUAUGGAUGUCAAAUCAAGUUCAUCCUUUCCUAGCACAAAGGGAUUCUGAGGACCAGGAUCUAGAAAUAGAACGUGAAAGAAGCUUACAUGGUCAGGCAAUGCCAGAUGAACAGCUAGAAAGGGAAUUACAAAGCACGUGCAAAACUGAAACUGCCCAGCUGUCUAGAAAGUUCGGGAGGAAGAGGAAAAUGAUUUCUGGACAGGGAUCAGCUAAGAAAGUCAAAUGUGUUGUGACAGAGGAUGCAACUUCAGGUGAUCCAACGGAGAAUAACUCUCACAAGCAGCAUAGGAGAAUUCUUAGUCGGAGGCAAAUCAAGCAUAUGGAGGGAGAAGAAGUUUCUUAUGAUUCCCUGGAGUACACUUCAAGUCCUCUGUAUAGGAGGAUCCCUAGAAGCAAGCUCGCAAAAUUCUCAGAGAGAGGAGGUUCAGUUUUGGAUGAUUCACUGGAUGCAGAUCCUCAUCAACAGUAUAGGGGGAUUCCUAGACGCAAGCAAACCAAAAUUGAGAGAGGAAAUGCAGUUUCACAUGAUCUGUUGGGGAAAAGAUUUGGGAAGCAGUAUGCCAGGAUUCGUCGAUGCAAGCAAGCUUUAUCUGUUGAGAGAGAAAAUGCGAUUUCAUAUAAUUCAGAGGAAGAUACCAUUUAUCAACAGGAGAGGAAGAUUCCUGGAAGCAUGCGAAACAAAUUUAUCGAGGAGGAAGACAUAGUUUCAGAUGAUUCACUGGAGGACACUUCAGAUUGGGUCAACAGAAGGUUUCGAGGAAGCAAGCAAGCCAAAUGUAGUGAGAUGGGAGCUGCCGUUUCUGAUGGUGGUAUGGAACAAAAUUCUCAUCAGCAGCGUAGGAAAGUUCGAAAAAGCCCACAGACCAAAUAUACUGAGAAAGAGGAUUUUGAUUUGGAUUAUUCAUUUGAGAGGGAAGUUUCAGUUUCUGAUGAUUAUGUGGAAGAGAAUUCUCAUCAGCAACAUAAGAGGGCUCUUGUUUCUUCAUUUGAGAGGGAAGGUUCAGUUUCCGAUGAUUAUGUGGAAGAGAAUUCUCAUCCGCAACAUAAGAGGGCUCCAAGAAACAAGCCAACCAAAGGUUUUGAGUUGGAAGAUGCCACAUUAGGUGAUUUUCUGGAAGAUAAUAAUUUCCAGCAGUGUAGGAGGAUUCGCAGCAGCAAGCAAGUGAAACACGCUGAGCAAGUAGAUGCUACUUCAGAUGAUGCUCUGGACGAUAAUACUCUUUUGCAACAUAAAAGGAUUCUCAGAAGCAAGGAGGCGAAAUGUAUUGAUGCAGAAGAUGCAGCUCCGUAUAAUUCAAUGGAGGACGACUCUCUCCAGCGGCAUAAGCGAGUUCUUAGAAGCAAGCAAAAGAAAGCAGUGACCCCUCGCCAAAUGAAACAAGAGAACCCUGGACGUAUGAAACAGGGGAGUCUGCUACAGAAACAAGGGAACCCUCGGGUAUUGAAACAAGGGAAUGCUAGAUUAAUGAAAAAAGAAAUGCAAAUUAAACAAGAGACUCCACAGGUUCACAAUUUUAAAAGUGGAGGGAACACUAGACAGAGAAAUUCUUGUGUCCAGGAACUAGAAGGUGGCCCUAGCACACGUCUACGGAAAAGGACCUCAAAGCCUUCAAAUGAGGUAGAGAGCAAAUUGAAAGUGAUGCAGUCUAGCAAGAAAAAAGCUAAGAAAGGUUCAGCUACAAAGGUUCAGCCUGGUCGUAACAGUGCAAAAUUGAGGAAUGAGGAAGCAGAAUACCAGUGUGACAUUGAGGGCUGUACCAUGACUUUUAAAUCGAAACAGGAGCUUGGUGUGCACAAAAGAAACAUAUGUCCUGUCAAAGGGUGUGGAAAGAAGUUCUUCUCACACAAGUAUCUGGUGCAGCACCGUCGAGUUCACAUAGACGACCGCCCCCUCAAGUGCCCUUGGAAGGGCUGCAAGAUGACUUUCAAGUGGGCAUGGGCUAGGACUGAACACAUUAGGGUUCACACCGGUGCUCGUCCCUAUGUGUGCGCUGAGGCAGGCUGUGGGCAGACAUUCCGAUUUGUGUCAGAUUUUAGUCGUCACAAGCGGAAGACUGGUCACUCAGCAAAGAAGGGCAGAGGAUAAUUUGAAGAUUGUAAUUUAACAUUGCUAAUGAGACCGUUGUUCGAUUGACGGGUAGGGGCUAGGCUUAAAAUGGGUUAGGAAAAAUCAACUGUAAUUGUCAUUCAGGGUAACAAUUGAUUCUGUUUUACCAUGGUUCUUCAUUAGGGCCAUUUGUUUACUGCAGCCAGAGCAAUUGUUGGAUCUGGAAUUAGAUUUAUUUUCCGAUGAUAUUGCAUGUUAAAUGAUGUGGGUGCACGUUAUUGUAUAGAGUCCUACAAUGGGAGAUUUUACUUUGGUGAA
Tripterygium wilfordii is the source of this 5414-nucleotide messenger RNA. RefSeq names its product lysine-specific demethylase REF6-like. The transcript is spliced from 7 exons. Gene Ontology annotation, cellular component: nucleus. The record is from RefSeq and is a predicted model, not a curated record. Gene Ontology annotation, biological process: chromatin remodeling. Gene Ontology annotation, molecular function: histone H3K4me/H3K4me2/H3K4me3 demethylase activity. Lineage: Eukaryota; Viridiplantae; Streptophyta; Magnoliopsida; Celastrales; Celastraceae. Bases 213 to 5135 code for a protein of 1640 amino acids.